AUGCCCCCCAAAACAAAGUUACCCCCAAAUUUUGACCGCUAUGACGGGACAAGAGACCCUGAAGAUCAUCUUCAUGCCUUCAGGGGAGCAGGGAAACUUGGGCGAUGGUCUAUGCCUGUAUGGUGUCACAUGUUUGUACAAACUCUGACGGAGGGAGCCCGGCUUUGGUUUGACAGCCUCCCUCCGGAGGGAAUCGAUAGUUAUGAAAAGUUAAGCGAGAAGUUCCUCAGGAACUUUGGCCAGCAAAGAAAAGUGGUCAAGAAUCCAAAUGAGAUCCUCCACAUAAGGCAGAGGGACAGUGAGCGUAUAGAUCAGUAUAUGGAGAGGUUCAUCAAGGAGAGCAUGAACAUCAAUGAUGUUCCGGAGGUCAUGAAGAUCAGCAGUUUCAUAAAUGGGCUAAAGCAUGCAUAG
This is a messenger RNA of Helianthus annuus (common sunflower), 411 nucleotides long. RefSeq lists its product as uncharacterized. The transcript has a single exon. The record is from RefSeq and is a predicted model, not a curated record. The coding region runs from base 1 to 411 and encodes 136 amino acids. NCBI's taxonomy places the organism in Eukaryota, Viridiplantae, Streptophyta, Magnoliopsida, Asterales, Asteraceae.